Messenger RNA from Erigeron canadensis, 1587 nucleotides. RefSeq names its product IAA-amino acid hydrolase ILR1-like. The transcript is spliced from 4 exons. Lineage: Eukaryota; Viridiplantae; Streptophyta; Magnoliopsida; Asterales; Asteraceae. The record is from RefSeq and is a predicted model, not a curated record. Gene Ontology annotation, cellular component: endoplasmic reticulum. Gene Ontology annotation, biological process: auxin metabolic process. Gene Ontology annotation, molecular function: IAA-Ala conjugate hydrolase activity. The coding region runs from base 83 to 1408 and encodes 441 amino acids.
AAGUUAAUUUUUGUUUACAUAGUGAACUCUCCUUGUACCUUGUGCGCGACCAUAGCAACUAAUCACCGGCGUCUGGUCAACGAUGACAUCAUCAAGUCAAAACUUCAAUUUCCUCACAUUCUCCAUCAUUACCUUACAUUUCAUACCCACCUUCUCAUUUUCGGCGGUGACCCAUUUGUCGCCGGAAACAGUUGGCCGGCAGCUUUUGGAGUAUGCAAAGUCACCGGAAUUUUAUGAGUGGAUGAUAGAUAUACGCCGGAGAAUACAUGAGUAUCCGGAAUUGGGGUUUGAAGAAUAUAAAACUAGUGAACUGAUAAGAGGUGAGCUUGAUAAGCUUGGUGUCGAGUACACGUGGCCGGUGGCGGAAACCGGUGUGGUGGCCACCAUUGGUUCCGGUGAACAACCCUUCUUUGCUCUCCGUGCUGACAUGGAUGCUCUUCCACUGCAGGAACAAGUCGAUUGGGAUCACCGGAGUAAGAUUGACGGAAAGAUGCAUGCUUGUGGGCACGAUGCUCAUGUAACAAUGCUUCUGGGAGCCGCUAAGUUACUGCAAGCCAAGAGACAAGAACUCAAGGGGACUGUAAAGCUGGUAUUCCAGCCUGGUGAAGAGGGGUUUGCAGGAGCUUACCAUAUGCUUAAACAUAGUGCACUUGAAAACAUCAAAGCCGCUUUUGCACUCCAUGUCAUGCCCCAAUAUCCAGUGGGUGUCGUAGCUUCACGGGCAGGUCCGGUGCUAGCUGGUUCUGGUAGGUUUACUGCCACCAUUAAAGGUAUUGGUGGACAUGCUGCAACCCCACAUUUUUCAAAAGAUCCGAUUCUUGCAGCAUCAAUGGUGGUUGUUGCACUCCAACAUAUCGUAUCUCGUGAAACGGAUCCACUAGAGUCCAGAGUUGUGACUAUAGGACAAAUUAGUGGCGGGCAUGCUGAUAAUGUGAUUCCACAGAUUGUUAAGAUUGGGGGAACUUAUCGGAGCUUGUCUUCUAAAGGUCUAAUAGACACCAAAGCAAGAAUUAAACAGGUGGUUGAGACACAGGCUGAAGUGCACCAAUGCACAGCCGAAUUAGAUUUCAAGGAGGAAACUCCGCUGCCAUACCCCGUGACAGAAAAUGAUGAAGGGAUGUACCAACAUACAAAGGAGGUAGCAGAAAUCCUAUUAGGAAAACCCAAUGUGCAGUUGCUUCCGGUAACAAUGGGAGGUGAAGAUUUCAGUUUUUUUACACAGAAGAUGCCGGCAAUCAUGUUUGGGAUUGGAACGAGUAACAAAACUCAUGUACCGGAGAAUUUACACUCGCCUUAUUUUGUUCUUGAUGAAGAGGCUCUUCCAAUAGGAGCUGCAUUUCAUGCUGCUGUCGCAAUUUCUUAUUUGGACAGCCAUGGUGAUGUUGUCAAUGCUCGUGAUGAGUUGUAAGCGUUUUGGUCAGGUAUUCAUUUGCAAAAAUGAUGAAUAAUCAUUAUACAGAUUUGAGAAACACUCUGUAUAAUGCCGGUUUAAGUAGCAGUUUUGAAUGUAUUGUUCAUAGUUUCUUAUUUUCUUGGCAUGAAACUUUGCAAAUAGAGUUUUAAUGAAUUCAAAUGGUUAGAUAAUCA